Morone saxatilis (striped sea-bass) is the source of this 5753-nucleotide messenger RNA. RefSeq names its product mucin-5AC-like. Lineage: Eukaryota; Metazoa; Chordata; Actinopteri; Moronidae. The transcript has 36 exons. The record is from RefSeq and is a predicted model, not a curated record. Gene Ontology annotation, cellular component: extracellular matrix. The coding region runs from base 43 to 5070 and encodes 1675 amino acids. Gene Ontology annotation, molecular function: protein binding.
ACCAGUUGGCUUAACCAUCCCUCUCAGGACAGAGAGUACUCAAUGAUCAUGAGAACAGACAGGAUGCCACUUGAAUGGGUGAUACCAUGGUUCACCCUCUGCAUUGGACUAUCUGUUGAGGCCACUGUCAUUGUUCAUCAGGAGGUGAUCAAAAUGCCAGUAAUUACAGUGAGCCCCUCUCACAACAACCAGUACUGUAGUACCUGGGGAAACUCUCAUUUUCAGACUUUCGAUGGAGAUUUCUUCCAGCUUCCCUACACUUGCAACUACCUCCUUGCGUCGCACUGUAAGGGAAGCUAUGAGACUUUCAAUAUUCAGCUCCAGCGGCAGGAGAUAAAUGGGGUCAACACCAUUAAGCAGGUCACUAUGAAACUGGAUGGGAUCGUUGUGGAACUGUCCAACGCUUCCAUCAACGUCGAUGAGAAACCUGUCACUAUGCCAUUCAGCCAGGUUGGCAUUACAAUUGUAAGAACUGUCUCCUAUGUCAAAAUCGAGGCAAAGCUUGGUUUGGUCAUCAUGUGGAACGAAGAAGACUCCCUCUGGGUUGAGCUGGAUGCAAAAUUUGAGAAUCAGACUUGUGGCCUGUGUGGUGACUUCAACGGAGUCCGAACUUAUGAUGAGUUCAUCAACAGAGAAACAGGGGAGUCUUUAACUCCUGAAUAUUAUGGGGAGGUCUGGAAAGUCAAUGGUCCUACUGAAAACUGUGAAGAAGUCUCCUCUACAGCCACACAGACCUGUACAAAUCAGACAGACCUCUGUGAGAACCUGCUGUCAGGACCUGCAUUCCUCAGCUGUCAGGAACUGAUUGAUACUGACUCCUUUAUCAAAGCCUGCAUGAAAGACCUGUGCUACUGUAACAGUAGCACUUCAUGCUUGUGUUCAACCAUAUCAGAGUACUCCCGUGAGUGUGCUCAUGCAGGCGGGAAACCACAACAAUGGAAGACCGCACAACUGUGUGCAAAAACAUGCCCUUUCAACAUGGAGUACUAUGAAUGCGGUAGCCCCUGUACUGACACUUGCAGUGACCCCCAGAGAAGCGAUGUGUGUGAUGAUCACUGCAUAGAUGGAUGCUUCUGUCCACCUGGGACUGUGUUUGACGACAUUAAACAAAGUGGGUGUGUUGCUGUUGAUCAGUGCUCCUGCUUACACAAUGGCAAGCCAUACAAACCAGGGGAGUCGUACUCAGGUCCAUGUAAAAACUGCACCUGUACCCAGGGUCAGUGGAGCUGUAAUGAUAUGAACUGUCAUGGUGUCUGCUCCAUAUUGGGAGGCUCCCAUAUCUCCACCUAUGAUGAUAAAACAUACACUUUCCAUGGAGACUGCUCUUAUGUUCUCUCCAAGGAAACAAAUGGGACUUUCAGUGUACUUGGUGAUCUGGUCAAAUGUGAAAAAUCUGAUAAAUCAACCUGCCUGACUGCAGUUACUCUACUCCUGUCUAAAGAAAUGAUGAUUGUAGUUCAAGCCAAUGGACAGGUUUUGUAUAACAAACAGAUCUCUACACUGCCUAUUUUCGUGGACGACGUAACAGUCUUCAGCCCAUCGACAUUCUUCAUUGUAAUCCACACCACCUAUGGGCUUUCUCUUGAGAUUCAGCUCACACCUAUCAUGCAGGUCUACAUCAAAGCCAGUGUUUCCAAUAAAGGAAAACUCAACGGCCUUUGUGGAGAUUUUAAUGAUGUAGAAGCUGAUGACUUCAGAACCAUAAAUGGACUGAUUGAGGGAACGGCUGUGGCAUUUGGCAACACAUGGAAAACCCAAACAAGCUGCCUCGAUGUGACAAACAUACUUAAGGACCCUUGCAUUUUGAGCGUGGACAACGAGAAAUAUGCCAAACACUGGUGCUCCUUGCUGUCUGACCCAAAAGGGAUUUUCUCAAAUUGCCAUUCUGAAAUAAACCCAGCAGUCUAUCAAGCUUCUUGUAUUUAUGACACUUGCGCCUGUGAAAACAGUGAGGAGUGCAUGUGUGCUGCCUUAUCUUCCUAUGUCCAUGCAUGUGCCGCUGAAGGUGUCUUUCUGAAUGGAUGGAGGGACACCGUAUGCAAUAAAUACACGACCGGCUGUCCUCCUACUUUUGUGUAUGGCUACCAAAUGAAGAGCUGUGGACGCACCUGUCGCUCCCUUAGUCAGUCAGACUCAACAUGUGACGUUGAAUUUACUCCGCUUGAUGGCUGUGGCUGUGCUGAAGGAACUUACCUAAAUGAGAAGGAUGCAUGUGUGUCAGCUACACAAUGCCCUUGUUACGUAGGAGACACAGUGGUACACCAUGGGCAAUUCAUCAAGCUCCACGGACAAACUUGCACAGAAAAGCCCACCACAACAACCGCUAUCACAGAAAAACCUACCACAGUACCAACAGAAAAGCCCAGCACUCCUGGUGCCACAACUGUUAUAGCUACAAAUGCCACCACAGAAAACCCAGUUGUAACCGGUGUGAUAAAUACAGUGGUUACAACAACAUACAAAACAGGACCUGUGAUGCAUAAAACAACUACAAAAGCCACAGAAAAGCCCAGCACAUCUGGUGCCACAACCACUGAAAAGCCCACUCUUGAAACUCCAACUCUAACAUCUUCAACUCCUCAGCCAUCAACACCAAGCAGAACAACUAUAUGUUUCUGCAAGUACAUGCAUCAAAUUUUCUCUCCUGGUAGCUUCAUGUACAAUAAAACUGAUGGAGCAGGCUGGUGUUUCACUGCAUAUUGCAGUGUGACAUGCACUGUUGAGAAGCUUGGUAGACCAUGCCACUCUACUACUCCUACAACUACCACACCAAGCACUACAACACAAAUUGGCUCAACAACCGAACCACCUUCCAGUGACUGUUUAUAUCUCAAGCCACCAAGAAAGCAUGGUGAGUCGUGGAGUUCAGACAAGUGCACCAACGAAACCUGUGACAAUCAAAGAGUAAUAAAGGAACAUGUGCCAUGUAAAUCAGUCACCAUUCCUACGUGUGAAAAUGGGUACCCACCAGUUCAGGUUUAUGAUGAAGACGGCUGUUGUCCCCACUACGAGUGCAGAUGUGUUUGUGCUGGCUGGGGAGAUCCUCAUUAUGUGACAUUUGAUGGCCAGUACUACAGCUUCCAGAAAAACUGCACAUAUGUUUUGGUCAAAGAGAUCAUUCCUCAACACAAUUUAACGAUUCUUAUCGACAACGAAAACUGUGAUGCCUCUGGAACUGUUACGUGUGCAAAAGCCCUGAUUGUGUAUUACAAAAACUAUAAAGUCAUUCUUACAAUACAGAGAACCCCAAAGACCAAGACCAUGGUGUACGUCAACGGCGACCUGGUUUCCCCAACCUACUCUAAAGAUGGCAUAAUCAUUACAAGUUCUGGAAUUGAACUCCGUUUGACAAUCCCGGCAAUUGAAGCAGUUGUGACAUUCAAAGGGCUUUUAUUUAGUGUUGAACUGCCAUUUUCCCUUUUCCACAACAACACAGAGGGACAGUGUGGUACCUGUGACAAUAACAGGAAAAACGACUGUAGAUUACCAAAUGGCCAGAUUCAUCCUUUAUGCUCUGAGAUGGGACAUGAAUGGCAUGUACCAGAUAAGAAAAAGCCAUAUUGUGAGAAGCCGCUUCCUACACUACAACCACCACCGAAACCACCAUCCUGCAAAUCUGUUAUUUGUGACAUUUUGAUGAGCAAGGUGUUUGAGAAAUGCCACAAAGUAAUCCCACCACAACACUAUUAUGAGGCCUGUAAAUUUGAUGUUUGCCACACAAAUUCCAGUGUUGGUUGUUCCAGUAUGGAGAUGUACGCCAUGCUGUGUGCUGAAGCGUCUGUCUGUGUAGCCUGGAGGAAUGCUACAAACAAACAGUGCGACUAUAAAUGUCCAGGAAAUAAAGUCUACAAGCCUUGUGGGCCAACUGUUGUACCAACCUGCAAUGCAAGAUACAAUGCGAAGAAUGUACAACCAUGCCAGAGAGAAAAUGGCAAUCAGAACCAAGAUUGUAAUGGAUUCUUGGAGGGAUGUUUCUGUCCAGACGGGAUGACUUUGUUCAGUCCAACAUCUGACAUCUGUGUCUCCUCCUGUUGCACUGGACCAACUGGCCAACCUAAACAGCUUGGUGAGACUUGGCAGAGUGGCUGUCAGCAGUGUGUUUGUGAUAAGGACACUCUGAGUGUUCAGUGUAAGCCUCUCACAUGUCCCACUCAAGAACCAAUAACUUGUACCGAGGAAGGUGAGGUGUUGGUGAACCGCACAGUGGACUGCUGUGAGAAACUGACGUGUGAAUGUGAUAGGAGUCGCUGUUCGUUGGUAACAGAGUGCAAACUGGGAUUUAAGUUGGAGAUCCACAUGUCAAAUGACAGUUGCUGUCCCUCUUACCGCUGUGUGCCCAAAGACGUCUGUGUCUUCAAUGAUACUGAGUACAAGCCUGGUAUGAAUUUCUCCAAAAGUCUAUGUGAAUCAUGCACCUGCACUAUAGCUGAGGAUCCCGCCAGCAAGUUGAAAGCCCAUAAGUGUCAUCUGGAGCAAUGUAACAAACAGUGUGCAGAGGGCUAUGUGUAUGAACAGCAACCUGAACAAUGUUGUGGAUCAUGUAUAAAGACAAGCUGCUUUUUGGACGUCCCAGGUUUCAAGUCCAAGAUAAUUAUUAAACCUUCUCAGUCUUGGUCACCACCAAAUGAUAACUGUACCAAGUAUGAUUGUGAAAAGGUGAAGGACGAGUUUAUAAUCUUUAAAAACCAAACAACAUGUCCUGCAUUUGAUCCAAAGAACUGCAUUCCUGGAACGGAACAAAGUGACAUUAACGGUUGUUGCAAAACUUGUACUCCUCGCCACAGCUGUCAGAUGAAGAAGAACACCACCUAUCUGUAUACAAACAGCUGCACGUCAGUUGUAAUGGUGGAAAUCACAGCCUGUGAGGGGUCCUGUGGAGCGUCUUCAUCAAUGUACUCUGCUGAAAGCAACAGUUUGAUGCAUUCAUGCACAUGCUGUCAAGAAAUGGCCACCAGUAAGAAGGAGGUGGAGAUGUCCUGCCCUGAUGGCAGCAAAAUGAAGCACUCCUACAUUUCAGUUGACAAGUGCGGUUGCCAUGUCGCUGAAUGUCCUAACAACACCACAGUGUAAUGUAAACGUCUGGAAAGUGAAAAUCUGACUAAUAUACCUUUAUAAACUUGAUCAAUUCCUCUCCAAAAUCUACUAGACAAUCCAGACUCAGUAUGUGAAGACCACCAAAGACACACCUUUGUGUAAUCAGAAGCCACAAAAUAGGGGCAAAUAAGUUAAACCUUUCAAACAGCAGAGAUGUUGUGGUCUGAAACUCCCUACAUCUCUGCAAAUUGGCUAUUUCUAAGUCUGACUGUCAUAACUUCCUUAUUUACUGUCAGGUGUGCAUAGUGCCCCAUAAUGACAGCACACAUUUGUGUCAUGGUAUCUCUUGUAGCUUUUGGAGACGUUCCUUUAUGCAAUCUAUAUGAUAUGGUGUUUUAAUUCUUAGAGGGUGUUUCUCUUCCUUUUACUGCAAAUGACUUGAGAGAUAAAAGACACAAGAAUGGCUUCAGAUGUACAGUAUAUUGUAUUAAUGCUAUGAGGAAAACGGAUUAUAUUUCUGGUAAAAUGUGAAAGAUUUAAAACAUGAAUUAGAAUUUUAAAUUACUAUAAAUGACGGUCAUAGUUUCUAACAGCAGCGUCAACAUAAAUUAACUCACACUAACUCAUUGAAUGUAUAAAUAAAAGAGUGUAAACAAUAUCGAAACUAUCUUUGUCCAACAUCUAAUGCUAAUCUGAAUGUCUUCAGUGUCAAUAAAAAU